This is a messenger RNA of Trichogramma pretiosum, 1655 nucleotides long. RefSeq lists its product as uncharacterized. Gene Ontology annotation, molecular function: translation activator activity. The transcript is spliced from 3 exons. NCBI's taxonomy places the organism in Eukaryota, Metazoa, Arthropoda, Insecta, Hymenoptera, Trichogrammatidae. Bases 155 to 1315 code for a protein of 386 amino acids. Gene Ontology annotation, biological process: regulation of translational initiation. The record is from RefSeq and is a predicted model, not a curated record.
UUAGCAAGUACUUUCUCCUCGACAUUUCAAGUAGUAACAGUUCUUUCACCACAGUAGCAGCAUCUAUAUUCACUUACAGCUAUCGUGAAACUUGCUACAAGCCUCAAACAAUACUUGUCAAAUCGUUAGUUAACUGAUCAAAUAAAUAAUUACAAUGGCAGGAAUUGCGAAAGGCCGAGGAAGAGGUUUUGCUCCUCCAGUACAAGUUGCUCCUUUAAGACGACCUGGAAUGAAACAGUACAGUGAACUCGUAACUUGCAUCGAGAAUAUGCAAUUGAAGGAUGUGGUUACGAAAGAUUUACCCACCAAAACUGUCGAUGACAUAAUACCAGUAAUCGAAGAGGCAAUGACAAAAUCUUCUCUGCCAGAAAUCAUGAAUGAACUUCACGAGAGGGCCCUCGACGAUCGGGCGUUUACUAUCAAAUUGUCAACGAUAUGUGAUCCAAAAAUUAUUGGGAUGACUGACAAAAACUCCAACAGUUUGAGGGUACUUCUGCUUCAAACCCUCCAAAAAGAUUACGAAGAAAGGGGCGAAUUAAAGAAAAAAAGUGAACAUGUCUUAAGAAAUGCCAUAUCGCUUAUGGGAGAGGUGUAUUACAGAUACAUCGUUGGAGGCAAACCCUUUGAGUAUUUGGCUGCUCCGCUUAUCAGCUACAUAGAAAUGCUCUUGGAGUCUGCUGAAGAAGAAGAUAUCGAGCUCGCCGUAAGAGAAAUCUCGAUAAACGGCAAGAGUCUGUCUUUGCAAGCCGUGCCUGAAUUGAAAAAUCUUAUUCUCAAAUUUAAGGAGACCUUAAUCAAGCGAAAUUUGAGUGCAAAAUCGAGGACCUUGAUUUUGCUGGUUCUUGAAUUAGAAAAUAACAAUUACGAGCCAUUGAAUGCCGAAAAAGAAGAGUUUUACGCUUCCGAAUUAGGAAGUGUUUAUGAAGAAAUCAGAAAAGUUAACAAAAACAAUACUUCGGAAGCAGAAGUACGUCCUAAAAAAGCCGUCGAAAAACCGGGAAGUUAUCCCAACAGCUAUAAGCGUCCAACGGGGGCAUCGCCACAAGUCAAGUCCGCUUCAGCCAAAGCCGAUCAGCAAAAACCAGAGACGAAAAUCCAAGAAAAAUGCGAAAACGAAGAGAGCAGCCCCUCCAACAACUACAAGCGUCCGACUCCGCGCGCGAUUCGAGGCGCCGGUGCCGCUAACAGCGACAACGCGAGAGAUAAUCGCGGCAACAAUACCAAAAAGUCUCCGCGCGAAAAGAAAGAUACGGCUCCCAAUACCAAUAGCAAGGCUUGGGGUCACGACGAUCGUUUCGACAAAAAUUACGAUUGAAUCAGUUCAAAAAAUUAUCAUUCAAUGAUUGUGAGGUAGCUUUAUGGUAUGCGAUAAGUCUGAUGUAUUGUAUUCGUGUAAAUAUUUUAAUCGAAAUAUUUAAAAUAUUACCAUUUUAUUAAUCGGCGAAUUUUAUAAACUGACUUUUACUCAAGUAUUUGUACAUAAGAGGUAUUUUACUGUAAUUUUCUUAAUCAAUGAGAAAACCGAUAAGUUUGUAUUUCGAAUUUUGAUUUGUGCACACGAUCGAUACGUAUUAUUUCGCGAACAAUGUCAACAAUUUACUUUUUAAAUUGAUAUAAAUCAUUUUAGAAGUACAAAACUGUCUGUGAUUCACAUU